UUGUUAAACAUAAAAAGGCCACAGUUCAUUCAAGAACCUCAUACCAAACCAUACAGCUAGCAAAGCAUUAAAGACCCUUCUUCUUCCUGAUUAAAAAGAAGGGAAAAUUGCAAUAAAUAAGAAGUGCAGAAAUUAACCAUUGUAAGAGAAAAGAAAGAAGAUGGAAGAGGUUGCAGAGAAAAAAGAGCGUAGCAUAACAACAGUUUAUGAUGUUACAAAGAAUCCAAUGUUUUGCUUACAAGAAGCCAUAAGAGCUAUUCUUAUGUGUCUAGGUUUUGAAUCUUCAAAACCUGAGAAGUCGUCUUCUUCAUCUGAAUCUUCUUCAAGUCUGUCAGAUAAAAAAGAAGAGAGUGAAAAACAACACAACUCAUGUGUGUUCCAGGAAGAUGGUACUGAAGUGAAUAAGCAGCAGGGUGCAGAUUCAGCAUCAACAAAUAAUAAUAAGGAUGACCCUCCAGCUGAAGCUGAUGGUCCACCUGAGUCUCAGACACUUAUAGAUCGAAGACCACCACCAAGACCUCCAGUUAUCCCGGGACCUCCUCCUGAGCACAAUUAAUUGAUAAUAUAUUCCCCUCUUUAAGUCUGAUAUCCAUAAUUUCAUACUUUGGCUAGGGUUGGUUGAAUUACGUUUAAUCUGUUCAUAUGGUCAAUUAUCAAGACUAGGUCUACUGGUCUUUUAUCUUGGUUUGAUUUCCUUGUUUAAUUGUUAUAGGUCCUUAUUUUUUUAUACACAUAUGUUGUAAGAUAUAAGGAUUUAUAUGUGCCAGUUAAAUAGUACAUAAUUUACAAGUUAAGUACUUACUUUGUCGGA
Molecule: messenger RNA, 811 nt
Organism: Lycium barbarum (goji berry)
Lineage: Eukaryota; Viridiplantae; Streptophyta; Magnoliopsida; Solanales; Solanaceae
Exons: 2
Coding region: 161-556 (131 amino acids)
Biological process (GO): innate immune response
Source: RefSeq, a predicted model, not a curated record